AUGCGUUGCUCAACUGUUUCCGCUUUGAUGAUGGCCGCCUUGAUCGGCGACGCCGUGGCUGGUCCUACUCACCUUCAUCUUCACCGUCGUGCUCACCAGAAGAAGGAUGUUGACUGGGAGUCUCUCGAUUGGGACAACAUGGGAAUCGACUGGAAGUCCGCAUACGAAGCUGGACAGGCUAAGCCAACCUCCGAGGCCCCAGCUGCCGUCGCAACUCCUACUGUCGCCGCUGCGAAGCCCGCUGCUGCAACUCCAUCUGCUAAGUCCAGCGCCGCCGACACUGUCAGCGCCAGCUCUGUUGUCUCUGAUACUGCUUCCGAUGCCUCGUUGUUGGGUGGUUUGAUCGGUGCUUCAAAUUCCCGCACAUCGUUUGGGACUCCUUCAGCUGAGCAAGGACAACUCGGCGAUUUCUACCGUGGAAACUGUGGUAUCCCGUACGGAUCGAACAUCAUCAAGGUGUCCUCCACUUCUGGAUACGACUUUACCAAUACCUUCGUCAACACUGGUUCCAAGACCAUGGUCAUCAACCUCUGGAACAAGAUUGGUCCUGAUGGACAGAUUCUCUCUGGCUCAGCUCUUGCGCCAAAGGACACUACUCUCACUUUUGCCCUGAAACCAGGAAAGUCCCAGAUUGUUGCUUUCCAGGACAACACACAAAUGGCCUGGGCUGAAGUCACAUCUGACCUUACUGCCUCCGGCGCAUAUGCGACCGUUUGGGGUGAGGCUCAAUUCCGUUCCCAGGGCAGUGGAUUCGACUACUCCGCCAUCCUGAGCAAGAACAGCAACAACUAUGAUAUGACGAUCACUUCCAAGGAGAACUCCUGUGUAAGCUCAAGAACCGAGAACUUCUGGUUGGCCGAGUACACUCCCAUUGGAGGCAGUGACGGAAGCUGCUACGUUCCAGGUACUACCAUGCACUUGACAACAAAGAUGGGAGGAGUUAUCUCGUAA
Molecule: messenger RNA, 951 nt
Organism: Cadophora gregata
Lineage: Eukaryota; Fungi; Ascomycota; Leotiomycetes; Helotiales; Ploettnerulaceae
Exons: 2
Coding region: 1-951 (316 amino acids)
Cellular component (GO): extracellular region
Molecular function (GO): IgE binding
Source: RefSeq, a predicted model, not a curated record